Molecule: messenger RNA, 822 nt
Organism: Zygosaccharomyces rouxii
Lineage: Eukaryota; Fungi; Ascomycota; Saccharomycetes; Saccharomycetales; Saccharomycetaceae
Exons: 1
Coding region: 1-822 (273 amino acids)
Source: RefSeq, a predicted model, not a curated record
AUGACGGACAACCAUCACGAUACGCGGCUAGUGCCGCAGCAUCAACGUAUUAUAACCUCUAGUCAGUGGGUUUUUGAUAAGAACAGAGAUGAACCUUCUUCUUCAACGCCGAUUCAUAGUAGCAGUAGCUGCGCAAGCAGUUUGGCAAAUAGCGGUAGUCUGGAUCACAGGACACACCAUGUCCAAAUAAAGCCAAAAUCGUCACCAACAUCUUCGGUGGAUAAGGAGGCACGUAAGAAGGCAAAGGAGUUAGAGAAUAUGAAACUACAAAUGGAGUAUAAUACAGCAAGACAGGAGAACGAUAAGUUGAAAAAUGUAAUUUCCAAAUUGAAGCAAGAGGUUGACACUUAUACCAAAAUUCUAGAUGAAAGGGCAAGGCUGCCGAACAAACAAUUACAAAAUGCACCACCGAUGUCAAGUCUGUUGAUAAAUAGUAAUGCGAAAAGGAGGAAAAAAACUACUUCAAGAGACAACAAACAACAAAUAAAACAGGAACCAGUUCCAUCACAAGUACCCAAGGAGGGGGGACCUAAACAAGAUUUGGAUUUAAGUAUAAAUCCAUCUUUGACUUUCCCACAAUCUGGGCUGCCUAAUAUUAUCCCAACGAACAAAAUAAUGACCAAUGAUGUCAUGUUUGGUGCAUUAAAUUCAGAUACAAAUAUGAAUAUUAGUGGUAGUAGCGAUAGGCCCAACCCGAUGGCGAAGAGGCAGACCAAAUCGAAGAAAAAUGCCAAGAAUGGUGGUAACAGUGCGGAUAAUGUCAGUCCCGACGACAUUAUGUUAAUGCAUACAUUGACUGACGUGCUGUCGCAUAUGGAGUGA